Messenger RNA from Callorhinus ursinus (northern fur seal), 2884 nucleotides. It is a transcript of the gene VIPAS39, whose product is annotated as VPS33B interacting protein, apical-basolateral polarity regulator, spe-39 homolog. The record is from RefSeq and is a predicted model, not a curated record. Gene Ontology annotation, biological process: vacuolar transport; intracellular protein transport. Gene Ontology annotation, cellular component: cytoplasm. Lineage: Eukaryota; Metazoa; Chordata; Mammalia; Carnivora; Otariidae.
UUCUGCAUCAUUUAAUCUUUGCUUUCUUUCUUCUGGCAUUUAGCAAGCAUAUAUGAGAGCAAGAUAUUUGCCAGUUUUAUUCACUGUAGUAUUCACAGAGCCUAGAACAGUGCCUCAAAGAUGGCACUCAAUAAAAGAUAUAUGUUGAACAGUACAUGAAUGCAGUUUUUAUCUGUUUUGUUGAUACUUUGAUCUUGUGUAUUCAGCAAAAUUUGUGAUGCAUUUUUAUAACUCUUGUACUGUUACCUUUAUAUGUAUCAAUGCUGAAUACCCAGUUCUGUUGUAGGGUUCUUCAGAAGAGGGACUGUGUCUUGCACUUUGUAAAUAUCCCCUCAACACCUGAGAGAGUGCCUUGAACAAAAUGAAUCGGACAAAGGGUGAUGAGGAGGAAUAUUGGAACAGCUCCAAGUUCAAGGCUUUCACCUUUGAUGAUGAAGAUGAUGAGCUCUCACAGUUAAAGGAAUCCAAGAGAGCAGUGAAUAGUCUUCGCGACUUCGUGGAUGAUGAGGAUGACGAUGACCUGGAGAGAGUCAGCUGGAGUGGGGAACCUGUGGGAAGUAUCUCAUGGUCCAUCAAAGAGACUGCUGGUAAUAGUGGGUCAAGCCAGGAGGGGCGUGAACAGCUAAAGAGUCGGAACAGCUUCUCCACCUACGCACAACUACCCAAACCUACUUCUACCUACUCCCUGAGCAGCUUUUUUAGAGGGAGAACUAGACCUGGAAGUUUCCAGUCCCUUUCUGAUGCUCUGUCGGACGUACCUGCCAAAAGCUAUGCUCCAGAGCUGGGCAGACCCAAGGGGGAAUACAGGGAUUACAGCAAUGACUGGAGCCCCAGUGACACAGUGUGGCGCCUCCGGAAGGGCAAGGUCUGCUCUCUAGAACGAUUCCGCUCCUUACAGGACAAGCUACGACUCCUGGAGGAAGCAGUCAGCGUGCACGAUGGAAACGUCAUUACUGCAGUUCUGAUCUUCCUGAAAAGGACACUGAGCAAAGAGACCCUCUUCCGAGAGCUGGAGGUGCGACAGGUUGCCCUGAGACAUCUCAUUCACUUCCUUAAAGAAAUAGGGGAUCAAAAGCUGCUUUUGGACCUCUUUAGGUUCCUAGAUAGAACAGAAGAGCUUGCGCUGUCUCAUUAUCGUGAGCACUUGAACAUUCAGGACCCUGAGAAACGAAAAGAAUUUCUUAAGACCUGCAUUGGUUUGCCAUUUUCAGCAGAAGAUUCUGCACAUAUUCAAGACCAUUACACCCUCCUGGAACGCCAAAUCAUUAUUGAGGCAAAUGAUCGACAUCUAGAAUCAGCAGGACAGACUGAGAUCUUUCGGAAGCACCCCCGCAAAGCUUCUAUCCUCAACAUGCCAUUAGUGACAACGCUUUUCUACUCGUGCUUCUACCAUUACACGGAGGCUGAGGGGACGUUCAGCAGUCCAGUCAACCUGAAGAAGACAUUUAAGAUCCCAGACAAACAGUAUGUGCUGACGGCCCUGGCUGCCCGCGCCAAGCUUCGAGCCUGGCAUGAUGUCGAUGCCCUCUUUACCACAAAGAACUGGCUGGGCUACACUAAGAAGAGAGCACCCAUUGGCUUCCAUCGGGUUGUGGAAAUUUUGCACAAGAAUAGUGCCCCUGUCCAGAUACUACAAGAGUAUGUUAAUUUGGUGGAAGAUGUGGACACAAAGUUGAACUUAGCCACCAAGUUCAAGUGCCAUGAUGUCGUCAUUGAUACUUGCCGGGACCUGAAGGACCGUCAACAGUUGCUAGCAUACAGGAGUAAGGUGGAUAAAGGAUCAGCAGAGGAGGAGAAGAUUGAUGCCAUUCUGAAUAGCUCGCAAAUUCGAUGGAAGAAUUAAGUGGCAUUGGCUACCCUGAAACCUGCCUCAUUUCUUCCUUUCCUGCCUGUGAAAGUAGAGCGUGCUAUUCAUUGGGAGAGUUACAGUACCACUCAUCGCUUGGACCCAUCAUCAACAGGCAGUGCCUGCUACUCUGAGGACAGAAACCAGCGCCUGGGCACAGACAGCUUCAGACUGAUCUUCUGUCCAAGGAUCAUCGUCCAAGGGCCAAGAUCUAAAGCUUUGACUCAUGAGGAAGAUUCUCUCCACCUGGUGCUCACAUGAAGGUGGGAAUAAUUUCUAGAUUGGGCCCAUAUUGGGCAAGAUCUCUCUUGGUCUGGGAAAAAUGACUGCUCUAGAAAAGAAGUCACCUAGACUAAGAGGUCAGGUGUCAUAGAGUGGCCACUCCAUUCCUCUCUGCUAAUUAUGACCCUGGACUUGGUGCUGGACAUUGGCAGUUCUGCUCUGAAUGAAAUCAGAAAAGAACCAAAAUGGCUCUCUCCCAAGGGACCUCAGGAAGGGGUGCCAGUAAUAGCCAGGAACUGUUGGAGGUGCCUUCACACCAGACUGCACAGAGUUCUCCACAUAAUGACAGAGAUUGCCCAGAUGUUGUGUUUCUUCAACCAGUGCCCUCUGAUGCCCCAGUCUAGCCUCUGUCCAAGACUUGUGGUUCUUCUCUCACCUGCAUACCAAGAUGGCCUUGUGUGGGUGAUAAGGACAUCCCCGUUAUCUUUUCCUCUACUUCUCCCACCCUAAACCCAUAACCUUUUAUGGAGCUCAGAUUCAGCAGUGCUGUAGUGCUCUUCCCUUAUGCACAAAUCUCAUUAUUUCACUAGGAGCUUCCAGAAGGUUCACCAGGGCUAAACUCAGCAGCAUUUCAGACGGUUAGGAUAUUAGGAUGGAGGUUUGAGUUUCACACAUGGUUUUCUACAGGAUAUUCUGUAGUACUAGCCUCCUGCCCUGUACCAAUAUUAGCCUCUCAUCUCUGUGAAUCUCUGUGACUGAACUGGGUUUCCCCGACAUGCCUAGGCUCUAUUAAUAAAGCUUUUUCCUCCUUGGUGC